Messenger RNA from Gossypium raimondii (Peruvian cotton), 1510 nucleotides. Its product is annotated as transcription factor bHLH112. NCBI's taxonomy places the organism in Eukaryota, Viridiplantae, Streptophyta, Magnoliopsida, Malvales, Malvaceae. The transcript is spliced from 7 exons. Gene Ontology annotation, molecular function: RNA polymerase II cis-regulatory region sequence-specific DNA binding; DNA-binding transcription factor activity, RNA polymerase II-specific; protein dimerization activity. Gene Ontology annotation, cellular component: nucleus. The coding region runs from base 108 to 1166 and encodes 352 amino acids. The record is from RefSeq and is a predicted model, not a curated record. Gene Ontology annotation, biological process: regulation of transcription by RNA polymerase II.
AUAAAUCGCACAUCUCCACCACACCUACAUAAAUUCCAUUCUCUAUAUAUAUCUACAUACACACGAACGUUCAACUCUCAAGGGAAAAAAAAGGACUAAAUUGAACCAUGGCAGAAGAAUUUCAAGCAGCUAUUUGUGGAGGAGGAGGAGGAACAUGGUGGAAUAUUCCGACGAAAACCAUGUUUUCAGGCUGUAAUUCUCCGUUGUAUUCGACGACAAUUGCUGAUAUGGGUAGCUUCGGGUGGGGCAAUGAUAUGGUAGCCACCGAUGAUAUCAUCAUCAAGCCAAGGUCUUGUUACAAUUCAGACAAUAGUGGUACCAACAACAACAGCAGUAUUUUGAUCGAUUCCACUUUGGGUUUUGGUCUUUCAUCAUCGGAUAAUUGGAACCAAUCCUUGCUCCGGAGUAAUAAUCAAGAGUUUCCAAUGGAUUCAACAUAUGAAUGCCCUCCAACACUGUUAUUCGACACUGACCCACAACAACAAUCCGUUUUUAACAACAACAAUCAGUCAAUUAACUAUAUGUCUUGUUCUUCUUUAUCAUCAUCACCUUCUUGGCCAAAACUAGCUCCACCAUUGACGACAAAGCAGCAGCAACAACCACCUGUAGGUACUGGUACCUUACAAUUCUCCAACAAUACAUCCUUUUGGAACGCAUCUGCAACUGGCAACAUAUUACCUUCGUUGUAUGAAGAGAAACCUAAUUGUCCCACCUUGACUACAAAGACUAAUAUCGAAGAAGUUCGGAAAAAUUCGAAUUCGAAGAAAGCAAGUAAUGAAACUCCACUCAAGAGGCCAAGACUUGAAACCCCAUCUCCAUUACCAACUUUUAAGGUUCGAAAGGAAAAGCUAGGGGACCGAAUCACUGCCCUCCAGCAAUUGGUUUCACCUUUUGGAAAGACUGAUACUGCCUCAGUUCUACAUGAAGCCAUUGAAUACAUCAAGUUCCUCCAUGAUCAAGUCAAUGUUUUAAGUACUCCAUACAUGAAACAAGCAGCAGCUUCCAUACAACAGAGUACUGAUAAGUUGAAAGAUCACCAAGAAGGUCCAAAACAAGACCUAAGAAGUCGUGGGCUAUGUUUAGUGCCUGUUUCCAGCACAUUCCCAGUUGCCAAUGAAACACCAGCUGAUUUUUGGACGCCAACGUUUGGUGGAACUUUCAGGUAGAUUUAACAACAAAGAAAAAAGACAGCAAGGAAUGAUAUAAUGUAGGGCUAGCAGAUGAUUAGGAACCCCAUUCCUUUGAAGGAUUAUUUUAAAAAAAAAGAUGAUAAUGAUAGGUUUUUUUUUUUUUAAAAUUUCAAUAAUCCAAGUUUGACUUGUUAAAUAUAGUUUUGGAAGUGGGAUUAGCAAUAGGAACAAGUGCUAAAUUCAGCGGAAAAAUCAAUAUGAAUUUAGCUGAAGUUAGCAGAAAUGGGGGUUAAAGAGACUCUUUUUGUUCCUGUUGACUACGUGUAUAUCAUCAUCAUCAUCAAACAAUAACUAAGAUUAUUAUUGUUGUUUUUCUUGUA